Messenger RNA from Pedinophyceae sp. YPF-701, 1041 nucleotides. The record is from the annotation of a GenBank genome assembly. Lineage: Eukaryota; Viridiplantae; Chlorophyta; Pedinophyceae.
AUGCCGCUCGCGCACCACACUCUCCGCUGGUCGGGGCAGAGCGUGCGGGAAUCAUGCGCGCGCCAGCGGUGCACGGCUGCUGCGAGGGGUUGCAUGCGGCCCGGGGGGCGCCCUCGUGCCCAGAACGUGCCGCGCCGCGUCGAACGGGCGAUCUCCGCACGUGCAUCGAAGUCAUGGAUCAGCAGCCGCGGCGAGGACGCCAUGCACGCGGAUGACGUCACGCCCGCGUCGCAGGGGGAGCUCGUCCCGGAAGGCCCGGAGGAGCUCGUUGCUAGUGAGCCUGGUUUGGACUUCAACGGCGACCCCAUCGCGCAGGACGACCUCGCGCUCAUCGGUGGGAUCAUGGGCGCGCACGGCGUGUCGGGCGAGCUCAAGGUCAAGCCGAUCACGGACGCCCCCGAGCUUCGCUUCGGCCAGCCUGGUCCGCGCUUUCUGGGGCCCGACUCGCGCCGGUACCAGUCGAAGCUGGUCCCGCCGCGGGAGGUCAACCUGCUGGGCGGCCGCAAGGUGCUGGCGAAGGGCGCGGAGGCGUGGAUCGUGCGGCUGGAGGGCGUCGAGACGCGGGAGGCGGCGCAGGCGCUGUCGGGGCAGUCGCUGUACGUGCACGUGGCGGACCGGGAGGACAUCGAGGAGGAGGGGCUGUUCUACGUGCAGGAGCUCGUGGGGAUGGAGGUGUACCUGCAGAACGCGGAGGACCCGGACGUGGUGGGCGCCAAGGUCGGGACGGUGGUGGAGGUGUGCGACGGGACGGGCACGCACGACGUGCUGCGGAUCCGGCGCGUGGAGUCGGACGAGGCCGGGGAGGAGCGCACGACGCUGAUCCCGUUCGCCAAGGAGAUCGUGCCGUACGUGGACCUGGAGGACAACGUGAUGGUCAUCACUCCCCCGGAGGGGCUGCUGGACCUCGUCACCAAGGGGCCGUGGCAGGGCGGGCGGCGCAGGGACGGGCGGUCGCGCGCGCGGAAGGGCGGCCGGAGCAAGAAGCGCGACAAGGCGGCGGCGGCGCGUGAGAGCCGGCAGGGCGGGAGGGCAGCCAACUGA